Molecule: messenger RNA, 936 nt
Organism: Parascedosporium putredinis
Lineage: Eukaryota; Fungi; Ascomycota; Sordariomycetes; Microascales; Microascaceae
Source: the annotation of a GenBank genome assembly
AUGGCCUCGUUCUUCGACACCCAUCUGAACCUCAACAAGCUCCGCCCCUCUACCUAUCUCCUGCCCGAUGACACGGCGCACCUACAGAAUGCCAUUUUGACGCCGAUAAGCAAAAAUUCUAGCCAACUUGAAUAUUAUGCUAUUCACCCCUGCCUGAUCUUCCAGAAACUUGCCUCUCAACUAAGUGUCAACGCACUUGCUGAUCUCGCCAUCAUCCCCGUCAUCUUCAUCGUCCAAACUUCAGUAUCAUGGAUCGUCUCCAUUCUCGUCUCCCGCGUUUUCCGCUUCAACAAGCGGGCAACAAACUUCGUCACCGCUAUGGGUGUCUUUGGCAACUCCAACUCUCUCCCGAUUUCUCUCGUGGUCGCGUUUGCGCAAACCCUCAAGGGUCUGCAUUGGGAUAAAAUACCUGGCGACAACGAUGACGACGUCGCUGCCCGAGGUAUCCUAUAUCUGCUCAUCUUCCAGCAGCUCGGUCAACUCGUUCGAUGGAGCUGGGGCUACCAUGUUCUACUGGCACCCAAGCCUAAGCACGACGAAGAGGGCGACGGGCCCCGUUACCGCGAUGACGACGAUGACGUAGAAAACGACGAUCUUGAGCGCGGGUUCAACCACCACCGUGACUUGUCCCAACCGCCAACGCUCGCACAUAGCACGGCGAGCGAUGACAGUGAUAGUGAUGUGGGCGAGCCGCUCGAGCGUAACCAGAGCACUGAUGAUUUCGAUCAGGAUCAUUUUUGGCCCGCUGGCAGAACUCCCGUCGCAGGUGGAUCGCAUGCUUCGCCUGCCGAUUCGGAUGACGAGGAUGGCGCCAACAGCCACCCCAAGAACUCUCAUCGGCCGCUUCUGCUCAUCAAUGGUCAUAGCAACCCUAGCCUGGACAUCAUCUCAUUCCUCAAAUCGCCAGCUCUCAGUCGAGCAGCGAGGAGAGCUUAG